GUUAUCACAGAGAAAGGAGCUUCAGUUGAGGAAAUGCCUCCAUGAGAUCCAACUGUAAGGCAUUUUCUCAAUUAGUGAUCAAGGGGGAAAGGCCCCUUGUGGGUGGGACCAUCUCAGGGCUGGUAGUCUUAGUUCUAUAAGAGAGCAGGCUGAGCAAGCCAGGUGAGGCAAGCCAAUGAAGAACAUCCCUCCAUGGCCUCUGCAUCAGCUCCUGCUUCCUGACCUGCUUGAGUUCCAGUCCUGACUUCCUUUGGUGAUGAACAGCAGUAUGGAAGUGUAAGCCGAAUAAACCCUUUCCUCCCCAACUUGCUUCUUGGUCAUGAUGUUUGUGCAGGAAUAGAAACCCUGACUAAGACAAAUUGGUACCAGGAGUGGGGUAUUCCUGUGACAACCUGACCAUGUUCUGGGGAGGACUGUGGAAGGACUUUGGAACUUUGGGCUUGAAGAUCCAUUCGUUGUUAAGAGCUCUGUCAGAUGUUGUGUAGGAGCUUGGAAGAUAAUGUUGAGAACAGUGCAGAAGAUGGAGGUUUGGUUUGUGAAAUUUCAGAGGGAAAAUUAAAGACUCUUUUCAGGGCCAUUGCUGUUUUGAUUGUGAAGAUUCUGUAGUUCUGGUUAGCUGGGGCUGAAGAAUCAGCUGUGAUUAACAAGAUACCAGAACUACUAAAGCAAAAACUUUGCAUUACUGGGACUAUUGAUGCUGGUUAGCUGGAGCUAAGAAAUUAGCGGUGAUUAAGAAGAGACCAGCAUCAUUGAGGUGACAUCUUCUGGGAGGUGUUUUCUGAGAGCACAGUGGCUGUGUUCCAGAUAUAGCCAAAGUUGUACCUUGUGCUGUGGCUGGACUUGGUAAUGUGUAAGAGUCACCCAGGUGGUACUGGUUUUGAAGGCAUGAAGGAGUUGAGCAGAACAGCUGAGGAUUGGCACUGUGAGAGGCCAUGGAAGGCCAUUGGUGAAAGUGCAGCCUCAGUUGCAAUUGAUGGCCCAGGACUGAAGGGGUCAUGCAGUGUUUUGGAGAUGCCAGUACCAUGAGAUGACCACCAAGAGCAGCAGCAGCAGUGGAGUACAGGCAUCUGGAGCCUAGAGGAUGACACAUGUGCUACAAAGGGCCUGGCUGGAGAAGUGACCCAAGCCCUUGGAGGAGCCCAGAAGAUCGUGAGUUGGAUCCCAGACAUUGGACGGAAGAAGUCCCAGACAGAGACUCUGUUAUAGGAGUUUACAAAAAAAUACCAACAUGUCAUCACCCACGCCAUUUAAGAUGAGAUUAGUUCAUUUGGACCUUAAAGGAGCGCCGCCAAAGGUUUCAUAUCUCUCUGAGGUUUUUCCCUUGUUCCAUGCACUUGGUGCAAAUGGCCUCCUCAUUGAGUACGAAGACAUGUUUCCCUAUGAGGGCCACCUGAGGCUGCUGAGGGCCAAGCAUGCAUACAGCCCGUCCGAGGUUACAGAGAUCCUGCGCCUGGCCAGACUCAGUGAGCUGGAAGUUAUCCCCUUGGUGCAGACAUUCGGACACAUGGAGUUUGUGCUAAAGCAUGCAGCAUUUGCACAUCUCCGUGAAGUGGCUCUCUUCCCCAACACCCUGAACCCUCACGAGGCUGAGUCCCUGGCCUUGGUACAAGCUAUGAUCGAUCAAAUUCUGGAGCUACACAGGGAUGUCCGGUGGCUCCACAUUGGCUGUGACGAGGUCUACUACUUGGGUGAGGGGGAAACCUCAAAACAGUGGCUACAGCAGGAACAGAACAGCCAUGCGAAAUUGUGCCUGAGCCACAUGCAGGCAGUAGCCAGCCAUGUGCUGACCCAGCACCCUGGCGUAACACCCUUGGUGUGGGAUGACAUGCUACGGGACAUCCCUCAGGAACAGCUAAAAGCAUCUGGGGUGCCUCAACUGGUGGAGCCUGUCCUCUGGGACUAUGGAGCUGACCUGGAUGUCCAUGGCAAAGUUUUCCUCAUAGGAAAGUACCAGGAGUGUGGCUUCCAGAGGCUGUGGGCUGCCAGUGCCUUCAAGGGGGCCACAGGAGCUAGUCAGGCUCUGCCCCCUGUUGAGCACCACAUCAGAAACCAUGAGCUGUGGCUGCAGGUGGCAGGCAGUGGACCAAAGGAUGCUCUACAAGGAAUCAUCCUGACGGGCUGGCAGAGGUACGACCACUUCUCUGUGCUGUGUGAGCUGCUUCCGGUGGGGAUCCCAUCCCUGGCUGCCUGCCUACAGUCACUUGUACAUGGUGCUCUAGACUACUCCGCCUCUGAGCCUGGACACUUGUACAUGGACUGUGUGGUGAGGCCAGGGGCUCCUGCAGAUUGUGCUGCUACAACCUUUCACAUGUUCACUGGAAAGCAGCCACCUGGCCUGGCUGGGGCUCCCCAAGAUGCUGUGCCUUUUGCCCAUAGCACUCAAAGGUCAGGGGUUCUCUCUGAGCACUUCUGCCUGUGGACGGUUUCAGGAGGCUUUGCUGAGGAUGUUAGGCUGAGAGCGGAACGCUUCCUUGGGGUUUCAAGCCUGGAGAUAGCGGAUACUGUAAGUGAGGGAGCUGGCUCCUUCCCUGGCAGUGACAUCCAUGCCCUCGUCACACAAAUUAGUCUCCACCUGCGCAGCUCUGUGGACACACUUCUGGAAAGGAACAGGUAUGUCACUGGCUGGUUCAGCCCCUACCAUCGUAGACGGAAGCUUGUUCACCCAGUUAUGAUCCAGCACAUACAGCCGGAGGCACUCAGCCUUCUAAGUAGGUGGAACAACCUCGUGCAGCAGUUGGAGGUGGCCCUGCAGCCGGUCUUCUACCCGGACACCAUAGAGGAGUGGCUGGAGGAGAAUGUGCUCCCGAGUCUGCAGCGACUGCAGGAUCUGCUGCAGGACCUGGGUGAGGCGGCUGCCCGACAGCCACCACCCACCAGCCCAGGCUGGGACACAGGGCAGAACCCCUGAGAGGCUGGGGCCCUGUAUAUCAGCCUGGACACCACCAAGAUUUCUGUUUCACUGGCCCAGCCAUGUGGAGCCUGUGCUCUUCCUGCUGAGCUCCGGACACCUGUGCAGACAGGCUCUCCAACUGUAUGAACAGUAACUUUGGGCAAAGCAGAAAACAGAAAGGCACAUUUGCAAGUUGCAUGUAGAGCUUUAUUACUUCUGAAAUAAAAAGACCAGUAGAAGUGGAAGUCCCACCA
Molecule: messenger RNA, 3144 nt
Organism: Mus musculus (house mouse)
Lineage: Eukaryota; Metazoa; Chordata; Mammalia; Rodentia; Muridae
Gene: Hexd
Product: hexosaminidase D
Exons: 13
Coding region: 1229-2908 (559 amino acids)
Biological process (GO): carbohydrate metabolic process
Cellular component (GO): cytoplasm; nucleus; extracellular vesicle
Molecular function (GO): hexosaminidase activity; hydrolase activity, hydrolyzing O-glycosyl compounds; beta-N-acetylhexosaminidase activity
Source: RefSeq, a predicted model, not a curated record